Periconia digitata is the source of this 508-nucleotide messenger RNA. The record is from the annotation of a GenBank genome assembly. Lineage: Eukaryota; Fungi; Ascomycota; Dothideomycetes; Pleosporales; Periconiaceae.
UCUUCUAGUCCCUCACCCGCUCACCUGCUCACGAUCACCUUGCCCAAACCACCUCUUCCGCAUCACUCCACCCCCGAACUUGCAAACCAACCUCUACGCGUCCCCGCUACACAUCAAAUCGCGCCAUAGCACCACUCGCUUCACUUCACCUACGACUGAUACCAACAUCCAACAACGAGUCACGAUGGACAAACUUCGCGAGGGCCAAGAACUUGAAGCUCUCCAGACUCGCUGGGUGGGCACCGGUUCUGAACACACCACCCCUAGGGAGUUCCACCUCAAUCUCCAGCGCGACACCAAGGCGAGCUUCAUCGGUCACCCCCCAAUGCUCCAGUAUAUCGCCACCGGUCUCGGUCUUUCGCGUGAGAUGACUCGCGUGAAGCUCCUCGAGGAGAUGGCCAUUCUCCUUGCCGUCAAGCAGGCCACCACCAAGAAAGCUAUCCGCGAGCGCUCCAAUGUCGACAAAUCCGUCGAGGCCAAGCUCGAGGGCAACGAGUCCGAUGACUAA